GUGGCUUCCGUGUAUUCUGACUCCUCCUAGUUUUUUAAUUUCUCCCACCCCAAGGAAAAAAAAAAAAACAAACAGCAUUGCCAGAGAGCCUCUGUGGGAGUCAGGGUGUGGAGGGGCAGCAGUCUCUGCUCAGGGCAGUCCCUGCUGCUCCUGGAGCGUCGUCCGGGCGGGGGCAGCGGGAUAACCUUAUCGACCAGGCUGUCGUGUUAUGACGACCCCCAACAAAGGAAACAAAGCCUUGAAGGUGAAGCGGGAGCCGGGCGAGAAUGGGACCAGCCUGACAGAUGAGGAGCUGGUGACCAUGUCUGUAAGGGAGUUGAACCAGCAUCUACGGGGCCUGUCGAAGGAAGAGAUCAUCCAGCUGAAGCAGCGUCGGCGCACGCUGAAGAACCGGGGCUAUGCGGCCAGCUGCAGAGUCAAGCGUGUUACCCAGAAGGAGGAACUGGAGAAGCAGAAGGCAGAGCUGCAGCAAGAAGUGGAGAAGCUGGCCUCCGAGAACGCCAGCAUGAAAAUGGAACUUGAUGCUCUGCGCUCCAAAUACGAGGCUCUCCAGAGCUUCGCCAGAACCGUGGCCCGGAGCCCUGUGACGCCUGUGCGGGGGCCGCUGGCCUCCAGCAUGGGGCCCCUUGUCCCUGGCAAGGUGGCCACCACCAGUGUCAUCACAAUAGUGAAAUCCAAAACGGACGCCCGGUCUUAGUGAAGCGAGUGUUGCCUGAGCUUGUCUGUGCAAGGCAAUUAGGCACAAAACCAGCCUGGAAUCCCCAAAGCACAAACCCUCCCCACAUGGGUCCAGGUUCCUUCUUCUUGGCCCAGGACUGGCCCGCUGAUCACUCCAGUUUUAUUUGUUGUGUCCAGAUUGGUAUGAGCAGUGGUGACGCGUCCGUGUGCUGUGCAGGCAGCGCCUCCCGCCCGUGGCGCCCUGGGACAGGCUGCCAGGCCUUGGUUUUCCAGCCAAGGAGAGUCUGUGCAGCGUGGCCGGCAGCAGGGCAGUGGAGGGGUUUGGGGAAGGGCCGGGGCGAGGCCGGGAGCCCUGAUUCUCAGUCACUUCCAAAGGCUUUAUAUCAUCACUCUCCCAGGCGGUGCAUCUCGGUGCCUGGCUGCCGGGCCUGAACCUGCUGCUUGUGUCUCGUUUGGUACCAUAGUUGCAGUGGGGCUGUUCUGUGUGGUAGGUUUUUAUUCCUUUCUAGGUGUGCCUCUGUGCCCUGACAGUGGGUUUCCUUCAGAUGUCUGUUGCGUUAGCGUGUGAACUAGCCGUGCUGGAAGGGAGGGAGGUGCUGCCCGGUGGGGCGGCAGCCAGGCCGGCCCGGGGGAGGAGGGAGGCACCGCUGACUGCGGCCGGUUUUGUGCCUAAUGUGUUGCACUGAACAAGAUCAAAAUCACUAGUUGUUCCCGUGUUUUGAGGGUAUCAAGUGUCUCUAGUGUGAUGGUUUACACAACCAGUUUAUGUGGUUAAAUAGCCCUUUAUUUAAAGAGAAAAACAUCAUUUUAAGAGUUAUUAAAUUAUCUAAGUUUAAAAUUAAAAUCAGACAGAAGAGAGAGGGUAUUUAUAGUCAGCUUUUUUAUCUGAGAGGGAGAGAAUAUUUGACCAUAUGAAUGGGGAAAUAUUCUCGGAGACUUUGCUAGUUAAAAGUUAAUAAAGAAAUAAUUUUAAAGUUUCUCAUGAACCUCCUGCAAACGGUUUGUGGCUCUGAGGUUAGUUUUUAUAAAGAGUUAUCAGACUUUAUUUAUAAAACUUAGAAAAAGACAAAAAAAGAAGCAAGUCCUGUUUGAUAUCUUUUUGCAA
Apus apus (common swift) is the source of this 1783-nucleotide messenger RNA. RefSeq names its product MAF bZIP transcription factor G (gene MAFG). Gene Ontology annotation, biological process: regulation of transcription by RNA polymerase II; regulation of epidermal cell differentiation. The record is from RefSeq and is a predicted model, not a curated record. Gene Ontology annotation, molecular function: RNA polymerase II cis-regulatory region sequence-specific DNA binding; DNA-binding transcription factor activity, RNA polymerase II-specific. Bases 209 to 697 code for a protein of 162 amino acids. The transcript has 3 exons. Lineage: Eukaryota; Metazoa; Chordata; Aves; Apodiformes; Apodidae. Gene Ontology annotation, cellular component: nucleus.